GUACGUUGUGGGGCCGGGUAGGGUGUGUGGAGGUCGCUGGUAGAGUAUAGGUGCCCCGCUCCUCCUCGGCCGGACGCCCACACCACUGGCAACCUGGAUGCCUAACUGACCUGUGGUACGUCUCCACUCUGCCCUGGCUGCUCGCGCUUCUAAGGUGUUCUCUGUGGUCGUGAAGAGGCCCACAACGUCCUCAAGCUCAUCUCUACCCAACAGUGUGGCCUACAACAACUUGCUCCGCACUCACCAACCAAGCACCAUUUGUAAUGAUCCAAGUGUCCUGAAAUUUUUAACUCUUCGGAUAUUUUUUUAGGCUACUGUUUUCGUUUCGCAAAUUUGCUAAACCAUGAAGUGAUUAAAUACACCUUAGCUACCUGUGUAUUGUCAUUACAACUACCACACACACUCGAGGGGCAAUUUGAGUGCAAGGAGACGAUCGUUAAGCAUUGCAACAGAACAAACUAGUGAGCGGUUUGUGACCAUGCGUGCAAGAAAGUCGUGGAACGUCAACUCGUCCAGCUACGCCAAGAACACCUUCAAUCCCAUCAGACACAUCGUCGAAAACCUACAAAUCGUCCCUCAUCCAGACAAGCCGCUCAUCGCCCUUUCUGUCGGGGACCCCACUGUGUUCGGAAAUCUGAAGCCAGCCAAAGAAAUCACCGAGGCUGUAGUCGAAGCCAUCCAAAGCGGCAAAUUCAACGGAUACGGACCAUGCACAGGUUUUGGCGAAGCAAAAGAAGCGGUCGCGAGGUAUUGCUCCAUUCCCGGUAGCCUCGAACUUGAUGCAAAGGACAUAGUGUUGUGCUCUGGCUGCAGCUGUGCCCUUGAUCUGUGCAUCACCGCGCUCUGCUCUCCCGGCCAGAACAUCUUGGUGCCUCGUCCGGGCUUUCCCAUCUACAAGACCUUAGCAGAGUGCCUCUCCAUUGGCACCAAGUACUAUGACCUUCAGCCGGAGAAGAACUGGGAGGUGGACCUGGCCAUGCUGGAGGAGAUGAUCGACGACAACACGGCUGCCAUAGUAGUCAACAACCCGUCCAACCCGUGCGGCUCCGUGUACAGCGCCCAGCACCUGCGGGCCAUCCUCGAGGUGGCCGCCAGGAACAAGGUCCCCAUCAUCGCCGACGAGAUCUACGAGAACUUUGUGUUCGAGGGGGAGGAGUACCACGCCAUGGCCUCGCUGACGGAGGAGGUGCCGGUGUUGUCCUGCGGGGGCCUCACCAAGAGGUUCCUGGUCCCAGGAUGGCGUCUGGGCUGGAUAGCCAUCUGCGACAGAGGCAAUGUCUUCGACGCCGAGGUACGCCAGGCGCUGCUAGCUCUGAGCCAGAGGAUCAUUGGGAGCAGCACUCUAGUGCAGGGAGCUCUGCCAGCCAUCCUGGCCAACACUCCUAAGGAGUUCUUCGCCGACACCGUCAGUCAGAUCCAGACGAACGCCAAGAUGUGUUAUAAUUUCCUGAGAGACGUGCCUGGCCUCAGCCCCGUCAUGCCUCAAGGAGCCAUGUAUAUGAUGGUUGGCGUCGACAUGUCAGGCUUCCACAAGUUUUCCAAUGACCUCGAGCUUGUAGAGAAACUGAUCAAUGAGGAAUCAGUCUUCUGUCUCCCUGGCAAGUGCUUCGACUACCCAAACUACGUGAGACUGGUCCUAACAGUGCCCUUGGAGCAAUUGAGGGAAGCCUGUAAUCGCAUCUCUGCUUUCUGCAAGCGUCACUACCACGCCAUCAACGGCCACAGCAAUGGCAUGACUUUUGAUAGUUACUCGGGCAGGAAUCAUGAGGUCAAUGGCCACGGGGAGCAGGCGGCGACAAGAGCCUUUGCUAAGGUUACUUCCUUGGAGAAACCAUGUAUUGUCUCUCAGAUUGAGGCUGAAUAGCUGGUUAGUGCGUAGUUUGUGGUAGCUGGGAGGCAGUCUGAAGCAAGAGUGUGAGGUGUGUGAGUGAGAGAGAGAAAGAGACAUAGAUUGGGUACAUGAAAGGUAGUGAAUUCGGCAAAGCCUAGCUGUGACAGCUAGGCUUUGCCCAUUUUGAAGAGUAAAAAAUGAGAUGGGGAAUUGAACAUUGCUCUAGGAAGUGGGUGAGGAUGUCUGAGCGAUGUAAUACUACAUAAAUUUACAAUUUCGUUGUGCAAGUGUAGUAAUCGCAACUAAUAUUUGACAAUACUGGAGAACUGUUAGUUUAUGGCAUAAAGAUUACCAAGUGCUACAUUAAUAUUAAAUUGUUAGUAAUUGGAAUACCAUUAAAGUUAUGAAAUGGGGAUAAUUAUUGGAUCCUUUUAUAUAUUUUUUUCAAACUAAGGAAAGUAAUGUAAUAAAUUUGACUAGGAUUUUCAGUAAGACACUAGAGAUUUUAAAGUGAAGCUUAAACGAUAUAUAGCAUUUAUUUCAUUACUGAAAUUUUCAGGACUACAUAGUCUUGAAGAAAUUUAGAAUUGGAGAAAAUAUAGCUUGUUUUACUCUUGUUAUAAUGGGAUUGAGUACAAAUAAACAGCAAAUGUUGGUUCGUUUAUAUUUAUAUGUUCAGAAAAUUUUAAAUUAUUUUUAAAUAUAUGUAUACAUAUGUGUGUGUUUGCGCACAUACAUUUAAUGGAUGAGGCUAGAUUUUAUUCUAAUAAAAAUAUUGCAAAAUUUUUAUUUUUGACCAUAAACUACAUUAUUAAUAACUUGAGAAACUAUGGGACUUCAGAAGGCAAAAUUAUUCCUUUUGAAAACUCCAUAUAUAUGAAUAUUUAAGCGUAAUAGAAUCGCGUGUUUUUUUUAUUCUUUGGUGUGUGUGUGUGUGUGUGUGUGUGUGUGUGUGUGUGUGUGUGUGUGUGUGUGUGUGUGUGUGUGU
This is a messenger RNA of Procambarus clarkii (red swamp crayfish), 2819 nucleotides long. Its product is annotated as tyrosine aminotransferase. Lineage: Eukaryota; Metazoa; Arthropoda; Malacostraca; Decapoda; Cambaridae. Gene Ontology annotation, molecular function: pyridoxal phosphate binding; L-tyrosine:2-oxoglutarate transaminase activity. The record is from RefSeq and is a predicted model, not a curated record. Gene Ontology annotation, biological process: biosynthetic process; L-tyrosine catabolic process; L-phenylalanine catabolic process.